[Candida] anglica is the source of this 518-nucleotide messenger RNA. The record is from the annotation of a GenBank genome assembly. Lineage: Eukaryota; Fungi; Ascomycota; Pichiomycetes; Serinales; Debaryomycetaceae.
ACACGAGAAAACACCUACACAUUCAAUUUUUGAACGUUUUAUUCAUACAUUCAAUCAAACAUGUUCAGAGCUUCUGUUCAACGUACAUUCACUAGACUCAACCACGGUCACGGCCACGGUAAGGUGUCCAAGUUCAUCAACGACGCCGCUUUCAAGGCCGACAAGAAGGCCGGUGAAGAAUUCAUCAAGAAAUACGAAGAAAAGGUACACCACUCCGAAGGUGUCACCAACUUGUGGAAGAAGAUCACCUACUUUGUUGCUGUCCCAGUCCUCAUUUUGACUGCCAUCCCAGUCAUCAACAUCGAACUCAAGCACGCCAAGCACAGAGAACACUUGAGACACUUGUCCGAUGAAGAAUGGCCAGUUCAAUACGAUUACUUGCAAAUUAGAACCAAGAAGUUCUUCUGGGGUGAUGGUGACAAGACCUUGUUCUGGAACUCCGACGUUAACAGAAACAUUCAAGAAUAAGUAUCGUUAUAGUGCAUGAGUAGAUCUCCAAUAAACAUAUGAGAUAAUAA